This is a messenger RNA of Branchiostoma floridae (Florida lancelet), 1261 nucleotides long. Its product is annotated as ankyrin repeat and sterile alpha motif domain-containing protein 1B-like. Lineage: Eukaryota; Metazoa; Chordata; Leptocardii; Amphioxiformes; Branchiostomatidae. The record is from RefSeq and is a predicted model, not a curated record. Gene Ontology annotation, cellular component: cytosol. The transcript has 10 exons. Gene Ontology annotation, molecular function: protein binding. The coding region runs from base 107 to 1261 and encodes 384 amino acids.
ACAGAAAACAAACAUGGCGGCCGGAAGUUGGGAGAUCAAACUUUUGGGUCUGGAUAACUUCCUCCUACAUCUGUCCUAACCCGCCUGUCCCGGUAGCCGCAGCAACAUGCCGCGGGAGCAAGAGCUUCUGGAGGCCGCGAGGCUCGGAAACAUCGCGGUGAUCGAGAAGCUAUUGGCGCCGAAAGCGAAGCGAUCGCCCGUCUCGCUACAGGCUUUGGCCAGUUUGCGGCGAGGCACCAGUCCCAACUGCCAGGAUAACACCGGAUACACCCCCCUGCAUCAUGCUGCACUCAACGGACACAGGGAAGUGGUGGCCUUGCUGCUGAACUAUGGUGCCUCUGCUAACCUGGCCGAUAGCAAGGGCAGUUACCCGCUCCACCUAGCAGCCUGGACCGGUAAUGCAGACAUAGUGAGGUCCCUGAUACUGCACGGCCCUUCACACGCUAAGGUCAAUGAAAGGAACAAGGACAGUGAGACGCCUCUGCACUUUGCUGCCCAGUACGGACACACUGCCGUCGUAAAGGUGCUGCUGGAGCACCAUGCUGACCCCACCAUGAGAAACAAGCGUGAGGAGGCGCCGCUGGACCUGGCGUGUCUGUACGGCCGCCUGGACACCGUAGAGCUGCUUCUGAGGAAGCACCCUACUCUGCUGGACCGACCGGGGGGCCAGUCCACCCCCCUGCACCUGGCCUCGCGAAACGGCCACAAACCCGUGGUGCAGGUGUUGCUGGAGGCUGGCAUCGAUGUCAACAAGACGACUGAGAAUGGUUCUGCCCUGCACGAGGCUGCUCUGUGUGGGAAGGUGGACAUCGUCAGGCUGCUACUGGACUGUGGCGUGGAUCCACUGAUCCAGGACAAGUCGGGACAGACGGUUCUGGAGCUGCUCGCUGGGAUCCCCAAAGCCUCCGAGAUCACCAAACUGAUCAAAGAAGUCCCAUCUAACAAUAACGACCCACCGUCCAAACCUGGCCUGCAUCACAUGAACAAGCUGUGCCUACCAAUCGGAAGCCUCGACUCCGCCCGCGAGCCCGUAACCGACAGCUCGCCGGAACACGUGCAGAGUCCGUACGACAACGUGCCGCAGCCCCUGCCCAGCCCCUACCACAAUCCUGGAGACGACGACGAGGAAGACCACGAUAUUCCCGCGCCGCGACAGCGUACACUGUCAUCUUCGGACGAAGAGAACUUGUAUGACGAACCACCGCUAGAAGCCUACAGGGGCAGGGAAGACAAGAGAACUUGUACGAUGAACCACCGCUAG